GAGGCAGAUAGAAAAAUGGCCCUCGAUAAUUUAAUUUUCGCCCAGUGCAUCCUAUAUUUUUUAGCCUUCGUAUUCGGUUUCAUCGCCGUGGUGCCUCUGUCUGAAAAUACGGAGGAUUUCCGGGGGAAAUGUCUGCUUUUCACGAGGGGUAUGUGGCAAAAUGAGAACAUCACCGUGUCGAAGCAGCGCUUCAUCGUGGAGGAGUGGGGACCCGAGUCCUCCUGCAGCUUCAUCACUUUUGUCGGGAUAGCGUCCCUCAUCCUGUCCGCAGUGCAGUCAUGGAGGCUGCUGUUCUUUCUGUGCAAAGGACACGACGACUCCAUCUUCAACGCCUUCCUCAACCUGCUGAUCAGCUCCCUAGUCGUGUUCACAGUCUUCCUGUCCAGCACUAUUGUCAGUGUGGGUUUCAACAUGUGGUGCGACUCUGUCACCGAGAGUGGGACCAUGCCCAGCAGCUGCGAGGACAUGCAGGACACUGAUCUAGAACUCGGCCUGGACAACUCUGCUUUCUACGACCAGUUUGCUAUAGCUCAGUUUGGCCUGUGGGCUGCAUGGCUCACCUGGCUUGGGAUUGCAGUGAUGGCCUUCCUGAAGGUCUACCACAACUACAGGCAAGAGGACCUGCUGGACAGCCUGAUCCACGAGAAGGACCUCCUUCUUGGUCGCUCCUCACGCCGCAACUCUGACCUCAAGACCGGUCUGAUCUAAAAAAAAAACAAAACAAAAAAACAGGGGACAUCCAAACACACACACACACUCACACGUACAGUCCUCUUGCCUGUCAUGAGAAACACCAAUAUUUGCCUCUGUAGACAAUCAAAUUGGCUUUUGCUCCCAUUGAUCGCGGAUUGAAUCAAACGGAAGGUUUUAGCUUUGUUCUCCAAAGGUGAUUGAUUUCUCCUCAAAAAAUCUCCUUAUGGUUGUCAAUCCUUUAGGGAAUCCUGCUUUAUUGAGUUUAAUUAUUAACUGUGUGCAUUCCUCGUCAACUCUCACACUCACACACACACACACACACACACAAAACCAUGCUUACACUCUGAUAGCAUUAAAAUCAUUUGAUGGAAAUGUUAUUCUUAAUUCAUGAAUUUCUAUAUAGCAACACAGUAUUAAUGGCUUGGGACAAAUUGGCCAAGGGAUCAUGUCGUCUUUGUGAAACUUCUGCAUGGACCUAAUGCAUGACAAAUUAAUAGGGUGGUGGUUUUUAGAUGUAAAAGGGAUGUUUUAUUUCAUUUUAUACACCAAUAAAUGUGUUCCUAUGGAGGGAGUUUUCCUGGUAGAACGCGCACAAGAUGAAGUGGGAGUUCUGCAUGCUGCAGCAAAGUAAAAAGAUGUGUGCUUUUGCAGUGUAUUCUCAUUUUAAUAAGCAGUUACAAAAGGUGUUUUAUAAAAAUGACAAAUUGUAGUUCUGAAUAUUAAUGUAACAGGCAGCCGGUUAAAAAUGCUUUUAGCAAUCUGUGUGAGAUAAAAUACAAAUCCUAUCUUGUGCCAUAUAGUAACUCAGGCUUCUCCUUUACACUUUAUAGGCUACAAACCAAUAUACUGUAUUACUGUGAGUAGACGCACAAAUGUACCCGCAUGCAUCUCUGUCCCUGUUACAUCCACAUCACACACUCACUCAGUGUUAGAAAUGACAGGAAGAAAGCAAAUCAUCUGCUUCACUUUGAUAGGCAAUGACAAUUUUAUUCAAAAGAACUGAAAUCAUAAAACGGUAGGAACUAAGAAAACCCUCCAUAAAAGGCACUUCUUUCAAAGUGACCAUAAACGUUUGGACAGCCGUGAAAUGCAGCUUUUAAGCUAAAUGUUAAUAUGCAGGACAUGAGUUCACUGUUUUAUUGCUAAUGACGAUUUAGUCUGACAGUACAGAGUUGAGUGUUUCUUUCUUCCAUAUGGGUGUUAUUAGCGUUAUAUUGCUUUGACAUUCAAACAUCCAAAAUCCAACGCUUUCCUUCUGAGUUCCCUGAAACCUGUUAUACAAAGAAAAAUGUUUUACUGGAAACCAUGUGAUGUGUGUUAUUGCUCAUAAUGAGAGGUCUGUGGGAUGUGCAUCACUAUGCUCUUUUGUUCCUAUAAUCCAUUUGUGUGGUUUGAAUUUCAUUUGAUAAAAGGACUCCUGCAAUAACCUCCAGAAUCUGAUUGUUAUAUGUCUGUGUUUGGCCUCAUAUUUCUAGAAAU
Molecule: messenger RNA, 2172 nt
Organism: Plectropomus leopardus (leopard coralgrouper)
Lineage: Eukaryota; Metazoa; Chordata; Actinopteri; Perciformes; Serranidae
Gene: tmem179ab
Product: transmembrane protein 179a, genome duplicate B
Source: RefSeq, a predicted model, not a curated record